Messenger RNA from Rubroshorea leprosula, 543 nucleotides. The record is from the annotation of a GenBank genome assembly. NCBI's taxonomy places the organism in Eukaryota, Viridiplantae, Streptophyta, Magnoliopsida, Malvales, Dipterocarpaceae.
AUCAUCAUCGCACCAAAACCUAGACAAGAUGGCGACGUCUGAGAAACGAGCAGUCGGCGAAGCAGAUUCCUGGGAUGCCGGAGUCCGCUCUCCACAGAAGGAGAAAUCGAAAAUAGAUGACAGCUCUACUUUGGUAAAAGACAAACCACAACAUGAUUAUGAUUCCGAUGAUUCUUAUGAUUCCGAUGAUUAUUUGCGCUUGAUAGACCAGAAGAGAGAUAGUGAUGGCUUCGAUAUCCCAAGCUCUAUAAAAAAUGGACUGAUGAUUCUGGAGGAGGUGAGCCACGCAACUGUUAAUUGAGCUUUACAUUGAUUUAUGUCACGUCCAAGAGCAAGGUGUUUUGCAAACUUAGUGCGGAGUCUCAACAGAAAUGUUCGAAGGAUGUGUCUCCUGUAAGUAAUCUGGAUAUAUUUAGUACCAUCGAAGAAGAAAACUGGGAAUUGACUAUUUAGUAGUCAAAGUAUAUGUGGAGACGAUUAGUUGGACAACUUUAUUAUUAUGUUCAUAUUCUGACCUAUUAUGGCACGCUUAAUUAUUAAUCU